Messenger RNA from Sporothrix brasiliensis 5110, 1242 nucleotides. Its product is annotated as salicylate hydroxylase. The transcript has a single exon. The record is from RefSeq and is a predicted model, not a curated record. Gene Ontology annotation, molecular function: FAD binding. Lineage: Eukaryota; Fungi; Ascomycota; Sordariomycetes; Ophiostomatales; Ophiostomataceae. Bases 1 to 1242 code for a protein of 413 amino acids.
AUGCCUCCUCCACGGAUUGCCAUUGUCGGCGGCGGGCCGGCUGGGCUCACUCUCGGCGUGCUUCUCCACCGACAAAACAUCCCCUUCACCAUCUUCGAGCUACGCAAGCAGCCCACCGAGGCCGACCUGGCCCGCCCAUCGGGCAUGCUCGAUCUGCACCCCGGAUCCGGCCUGGAUGCCAUUGAGGCGUGUGGUCUGACGGCCGAGUUUGGUCCGCUAACGGGCGAGUGCAGCCAGCAGUUUCUGAUUGCCAACCGGGCGGGUGAGGUGCUGAUGGCAGCCGACGGCGGCGGCAAGCGGCCCGAGAUUUCCCGCAACAACCUGUCAAAGCUGCUGUCGACGCAUGUGCCGCCAGAAAGCAUUCGCUGGGGACAUCGGCUGGCGGCGGCCAGCAAGACGGCCGCUGGCACGACGGCCCUCGACUUUGGCGACAACGGCUCGCACACCUUCGACCUGGUGGUGGGCGCCGACGGCGCGUGGUCCAGGGUGCGGGCGCUGCUCAGCGACACGCGGCCGCACUUUACCGGCAUGCACUGCGUGACCGUGACCGUGACGCACCUGACAUCCCGCUUCCCGCACCUGGCCGCGCUCGUCGGCUCCGGCUCCUACUGCGUCCUCGGCCGCCGCCACGCCGUCGUCUCCCAGCGCGGGCCCCUCGACUCGGCCCGGCUGUACUUGUGGCUGACGGUCGCCGACGAGGCCUUUGCCGCCACGCGGGGUCUGGCCGGGAAGCCAGCGCGCGCCGCCAAGCAGGUCCUGCUGGGAGACGAGGACCUCCUAGCCACAUUCGGCCCGCGCGUCCGGGACCUCGUGACCACCGCCUGCGACGAAGACGUGGCCACCGACAGGACGGACGGCACGCUGGACAUCCGGCCCUUUUACACGCUGCCGUACGGCUGGUCGUGGCCGUCGCAGCCGGGCGUCACGCUGGUCGGCGAUGCCGCGCACCUGAUGCUGCCCAACGGCGAGGGCGUCAACCAGGCCAUGCUGGAUGCGCUGCUGCUGUCCAAGGCGGUUGCCGAGGCGUAUCGGGCACGUGGCGAGACGGGCGACUUCAUCACAACUCUGAGUCCCCUCCUUCAGUCAUUCGAAAAGGACAUGCUGGCUCGCGCCGUCAAGGAAGGCGAGGAGACGGACCAGCGCAUUGGGCUCAUGUUUGGCUCCGAUGAUGCUGCUUGUGAUUUUGUGGCAGCCAUGAAGGGCAUGGUAGGGGGUGACGCGAAGGAGGGAACGGAGGAAUAG